GCCAUUCCGUUGGUUCGUCUGCUUGAGAAAUUAUUUGUUCAAGUUCUCAUUAUCAUUUAGGUCGAGUAAAAUAGUUUUUCCCAUAAUAAAAUGCCGUUUAUGAAAGGUCCUGCUCCGAUCCGAAGAACUUUGGAGUAUUUAGACCGAAAUAAGUUGGUGUUAAAGGAUAGAGUCAAGAUAUUUUCGAUCAACUACAACACAAAAGGUGAAAAUCACGAAGGUGCCCGACAAUUCGUGUUUUGGCACUUGCCUCAGUUACAGUACAAAAACCCCAAUAUUCAGAUAGCUACCUUCAAGAACUUGACUCCUAGUCCAUUUAUACGGUGUUAUUUAGAAAACGGGGAAGAGGUUCUAAUGGAUGUUGAUUUCAAGUCAAAAGAUGAGAUCUAUGAAAGAGUACGCAGGAUUAUUUGCAAAUCAGAAGAAACACUGAAAGCUGAGGAUAAAAUAGAAAACCCAGCUAAUUUUGGAGCUAAAUGCAGCAGACAUUGCAUCUGUGAGGUACCUGGUCAGUUACCUUGCCCAGCUCUUAUUCCUUUGCCAAAUAGUUGGAGAGGAAAGUACAAGUUUCAAAAGCCAGAUGAAUUAUAAAUGAAUUACAAUUGCCCCACAAUGUAGUCAAAUAAAAAAAAAUUUUUGAGAA
Molecule: messenger RNA, 643 nt
Organism: Daphnia pulex (common water flea)
Lineage: Eukaryota; Metazoa; Arthropoda; Branchiopoda; Diplostraca; Daphniidae
Gene: mRpS25
Product: probable 28S ribosomal protein S25, mitochondrial
Exons: 3
Coding region: 91-591 (166 amino acids)
Cellular component (GO): mitochondrion
Molecular function (GO): structural constituent of ribosome
Source: RefSeq, a predicted model, not a curated record